This is a messenger RNA of Staurois parvus, 477 nucleotides long. NCBI's taxonomy places the organism in Eukaryota, Metazoa, Chordata, Amphibia, Anura, Ranidae. The record is from the annotation of a GenBank genome assembly.
GUGAAUGCGGGGUCCGGGGAGAGCGGAUACGGUGAAUGCGGGGUCCGGGGAGAGCGGAUACGGUGAAUGCGGGGUCCGGGGAGAGCGGGGUACGGUGAAUGCGGGGUCCGGGGGGAGAAGCGGGUACGGUGAAUGCGGGGUCCGGGGAGAAGCGGGGUACGGUGAAUGCGGGGUCCGGGGAGAAGCGGGUACGGUGAAUGCGGGGUCCGGGGAGAAGCGGGUACGGUGAAUGCGGGGUCCGGGGAGAAGCGGGGUACGGCGAAUGCGGGGUCCGGGGAGAGCGGGUACGGCGGACGCGGGGCCCGGGGAGGCGGGUACGGCGGACGCGGGGCCCGGGGAGGGCGGUACGGCGGACGCGGGGCCCGGGGAGGGCGGGUGGGAGCGGACGCGGGGCCCGGGGGGGGUGGAGCGAACGCGGGGCCCGGGGGGGGAGCGGGGUGGAGCGAACGCGGGUUCCAGGGUGGUCAGACAAGUGAA